This is a messenger RNA of Linderina pennispora, 2687 nucleotides long. RefSeq names its product Metallo-dependent phosphatase. Lineage: Eukaryota; Fungi; Kickxellomycota; Kickxellomycetes; Kickxellales; Kickxellaceae. Bases 241 to 2211 code for a protein of 656 amino acids. The transcript has a single exon. Gene Ontology annotation, molecular function: protein serine/threonine phosphatase activity. The record is from RefSeq and is a predicted model, not a curated record. Gene Ontology annotation, cellular component: nucleus; cytoplasm.
UAUUUUUGUUUCUAUACCGUUCACCGUUAAACAUUCUACCAAUUAUAGACUUCCUCUACAUAUUGUUAUAACCGCACGCACUACACCCCCUCGCACACUUUCUGGCCAAGAACAAAAAAAAAAGUAGUAUCUACAGCUUUUGGCUGACAAAGACAACAAAAAAGACCAAUUCGCCACCAUCUCUUUUGCUCGCCGUCAAUUUCGGACUCGGCAGGACCACACGCUAGCAAAGGCCAGACCAUGGGAAACGCGCCGUCCAAGGCAAUAAAGGCGCGCAAGGGCGGGCGGGCGUCCGAAGACACGAGCGACAGCGCGGUGCCAGCCAGCAUUGUGCGGGCGUCGUCGGACACAACCGGAACUAGUACUACCAACACCACCAACACGACCACCACAGCAGCAGCAGCAGCAGCAUCGACGCGUGACAGCAGCAAGCCCGCACGACCAUCGCUGGCAGGGGCGCUGCCAUCGCCCAUGGUGAACCGGGCCGGGCUAUCGUCGCCGAUUGCGGUGCCAGGCUCAGUGGGGGCGGUAAGCAGCACGCCAGCGACGCCCGGCUCGUUGUCGGGACCGCGUGGAGAGUAUUUUCCGCUGCAGAUGACAGGAACGCGGGAGUCACGGAUGUCGCUGGGCGGGCGGAUGCGCGGGCGCAAGAAGAAGGUAUCGUCCGCGAUAGAAGGAGUGGAGGAGGGGACGGUGCGGACGCCGGGGGCGGCAACGCCGCGGUCGUACUGCGACCUGCCAGGGACGUCGAUUCUGACGGGCGGGCCCGGGACGGCGUAUGCGGGGGAGCGGCUGCCGGCGCUGCGCGAGGAGGGGCGGAUGGCGCUGACCGAGUACGUGUCGACGCCGAGCGGAGCCGAGUUUGCGAUAAUCAAGCACGCAGAGAAGCCAAAGCAGUUCAGCGUGGACGACAUGAUUUUCCGGCUGCUGGACGCCGGGUUCAGCGGCAAGGUCACCAAGAGCGUGUGCCUGCGCAACUCUGAGAUCAUCGCGGUGUGCCAGGCCGCGCGCGAGGUGUUCCUGGCGCAGCCGACGCUGCUGGAGCUGGCAGCGCCGGUGAAAAUCACGGGCGACAUCCACGGGCAGUACACGGAUCUGCUGCGGCUGUUUGACAAGUGCGGGUAUCCGCCGCACUGCAACUAUCUGUUUAUGGGCGACUACGUGGACCGCGGCAAGCAGUCGCUGGAGACGAUCCUGCUGCUGAUGUGCUUCAAGAUCAAGUACCCAGACAACUUCUUUUUGCUGCGCGGCAACCACGAGUGUGCGAAUGUGACGCGGGUGUAUGGGUUCUACGACGAGUGCAAGCGCCGGUGCAAUGUCAAGGUGUGGAAGGCGUUCAUCAACACGUUUAAUGCGCUGCCGAUUGCGGCGGUGGUGGCAUCCAAGAUCUUCUGCGUGCAUGGCGGGCUGUCGCCAGACCUGGCCAGCAUGGAUCAGAUCCGGCAGCUGGCGCGGCCAUGCGAUGUGCCAGACCACGGGGUGCUGAACGACCUGCUGUGGUCCGACCCGUCCGACACGGCAGCGGACUGGGAGGAGAACGAGCGCGGGGUCUCGUACUGCUUCGGCAAGAGCGUGAUCACCGACUUCCUGCGGCGCAUGGACUUUGAUCUGAUCUGCCGCGCGCACAUGGUGGUCGAGGACGGGUACGAGUUUUUCCACGGGCGGCAGCUGGUGACGGUGUUUUCGGCGCCCAACUACUGCGGCGAGUUCGACAACUCGGGGGCGGUGAUGAACGUGAACGAGCAGCUGCUGUGCUCGUUUGAGAUCCUGAAGCCGCUGAUGGAGAACCUGAGCAGCUGCAUGGCGCGCGUGGAGGCGAACUUUUGGUCAAAGCGGCAGCAGGCGGAGGCGCUGAUGAACGAAGCCGCGGCGGAGAAGGCGCUGAAGGAGCAGCAGGAGCAGGAGCAGGAGGAGGCGAUGGCUGGUGCUUCUGACGCGGCUGACUCGGCAGCAGCGGCAGCCACGCAGCCGAUGGCGAUUCCGACAGCAAACGGCGCGAAGAAGCCGCGGCAGCGCGUGGUGGACAAGGACGAGCUGAAUGAGACGCUGCUGGAGGACGACGACGAUGACGACGACGACGACGACGUGUCGGACGAGUCGCCGCCCGCUGCGCAGCAGCAGGACGAGCAUGUGCUUCAUGGCACACCGCCGCGGGGAUCCAAGCUCAAGCAGCACAUGGUGCAGGACCGGAAUCCUACGCCAGCAGACUAAUGCUCCGCAGUGGCUCUCUCUUUCCCUCUUUCCAUACCACAUCAACUUUUUACUUUUUAGCCGAACCGUAUGUACUCUCACAAAAAAUAUCAACAGCCCUUGGACCUCAGACCCUGGAGUAGCCGAUGCGCUUUUUCCGCCAGACGUACACGGCGAAGGCGGCAAUGCCGAGGACGAUGAAGAGAAAUUCGUUUCGGAAAAAGUCCCUGCGGUCCUUCUCCUCGGGGUGGGUGCAUUCCUGGUACUCGGGCAGCUGGUGCGAGUCCUGGUAGUCCUUUGGCACGGUGCCGUUCCAUUCGCAGGCGACCUCCUGCUUGUAUCCGUUCAGCUUGCAGAACGGCUGGUUCAGCUCUGAGGGCGCACAGGCCUGGCAUUUGCUGAUCAGGCGGCAUGUGUAUUCAUUCGAAUAGUCGUCCAUUGGAAGAAAGCGCGGAAAGGGGUUGGAGAGCGGAGGAGAAGGAGGCUUGCAAGCUCAA